Macrobrachium nipponense is the source of this 1371-nucleotide messenger RNA. RefSeq names its product X-linked interleukin-1 receptor accessory protein-like 2. The record is from RefSeq and is a predicted model, not a curated record. Lineage: Eukaryota; Metazoa; Arthropoda; Malacostraca; Decapoda; Palaemonidae. Bases 240 to 1226 code for a protein of 328 amino acids. The transcript is spliced from 9 exons.
UGGAGUGCUUCGCAAAGAGAGAGAACGAAGAGCUUUUCUAGGAAAUGCGUAAGCAAGAUAGUGAGUGAUUAAAACGGCUGUCGCCAGGGGGAUUCUCUCAAGUAAUUUAGCGACAUUCCGACAAACAAAACAAUGUUGGUCUUCGAGUAUUACUUCGGCAGUGGCAGUGAACGGUAGUGGAUAGCUGAAGGAAGGCUGCCUUCGUGAUCUUUUCAUGGAGUGGCUGAAGGGUAAGCACCAUGGGUCACAAAAAGAGAGGCAUCGCAGUGCUAAUAUGUCACCUCACACUUCUGAAUGCUCUGCAAAUGCCUUCUGCAAGCGUAGUGGAAGAACGGCCUAUGAUACAGGAAGGGUUCACGUCCUCUCGUUAUGGUGAACUGAAAUGUCUCCCGGAAUUCAAGGUCUCUGACGAGAAACCUGACAUCAAGUGGAUCAAGCCCGAGAAAAGCACAUUGAGAACAAAAUCGAUGAAGAACAAGAACAUUAUCUUUACGAGCACCGUCAGUAGGAAAGACGUGGGGAAUUACACGUGCAUUGCGACCUAUUCCAACGGAACUCGCAUUUCUCAGACGUUCAGCGUUUGCGUCACAUUGAGCACCCCCACAACAAAGAAGCCAGAGAGAGGCACAAUCUCUGACGAAACCUAUGUCCCAGAGGGUCACAGCAUCACCCUCGAAUGCCAGGCUUUCAUUGGGACUCCACGUUGCGUGUACCCUUUCAAGUACACGCUCACGUGGUCAAAGAUGUUGCUGGAACAUGGGAGACUGGAAGAACUUACUUCGUCAGAUGACAUGGACAUCACUGAGCCACAGAUAAUAGAAAAUGGGUUUCUGAAUGGUAAGCUCAACAUCAAGAAAGUCCGCUCGUCUCAUUAUGGAACCUACUUUUGCAACAUUACCAAUGAAAAUGGAUAUCUCGUUCAAGAGGUCAAUAUUACUGACAAAGUGCCCCUGAAACUCCUGCAGGAGCGCGAGCUGUGGCUCGUGUGUGCGGUCAUCAUAUGCAUCACGCUGAUUCCCUUCUUCAUUUACGGCCUCCAGCAUAGCAUGGCCAGCAUCACCCUCUUCUUCAAGUCGCUGGGAGCCAACCCUUCGAUGGCAGCGACUGUCCGUAAAGUUCUACCCGAGAUGGGCAAAUUUCCUCUCCUAGUCAGCCAGAAGAAGAAGGUGGACGACGACAAGGCGGAUCUCCUGGAGCGCGCUGUGUUGGUGGCUGGGUCUUCCUGACUCCAGGCACUCCUCGAAGCGCUGGGUUCAUACACUCACAAUGCUACCCAUUAGUUUCAUGUGUGAUUUACAUUCUUGCUUCGUCUAGCUUUCACGAGAUUGAUUCUCAUUAUACAGUUACUGUCUUUGUUGUUAUUCACUGAAA